Messenger RNA from Hyaloperonospora brassicae, 2325 nucleotides. The record is from the annotation of a GenBank genome assembly. NCBI's taxonomy places the organism in Eukaryota, Oomycota, Peronosporomycetes, Peronosporales, Peronosporaceae.
AUGGACAGCGACAGCAGCAUUGAUCAGCUCUUUGGCGACGACAUUGCACCUCGCGAGCUGCCGACGUGUGCCGUCGAGCACUUGGACGCGAUUCUGCUCCUGUUCAAGUCGUCGCACCCGACAGUGCGGUCGAAAGUAGUGACGGACCUGGCGGACGAGGACGGCGCGUACAUUGUCGAGCUCUUGGACCUCUUUGACGUCUGUGAACUGGACGCCGAUCCGGUCGUGCUGCACAAGCUCUUUGACGUUUUCUACGCUAUACUGGAGAUGUGCAAUCGCGAGUUGAUUGCGAUUCUACUGGACGAGAAGAACUUUCUCUCCGUGGUGGGCGUGUUUGGCUACAAUCCUGGAUUGAAGCGUGAGACGGACUUUCGGUCAGCGUUGGAAGGAGACGGAGGGUUUAACGAGGUGAUUCCGAUCACUGAUCGAUCUGUGGUGGAGCGUGUGCACACCAACUUUCGUAUCCAAGUGAUUAAAGACAAUGUGCUGUCGCGCUCUUUACCAGACGGAUGCAUGCUUUUGCUGGAGUACAUGGCGAACGAGAAUAACUUUUACAUUCUCUCGUACAUUUCUGAGACCGAAGAUUAUCGAGAGACUGUUAAGGAGCUAAUUGCCAGUGGUGAUAAGCGCCAGGAUGGCCUUGGACUGCUGAAAGCGAUUAUCGACUUGACCCGGGUGACGAAGCGGUUGGACAGGCCUCAACGCCGUGAGCCGUUUGGAGCCCUGCCUGUGUUCAGCUCCAUCAUUGACACGCUUUUUGACGAUGGCAAGCUUUUUGCGGCAUUUGGUGCUAUUUUGGGCUCUCCUGACUCGAAAGCGGGUGAAGUUGCGUCAGUGGUGGACAUUUUGAAUGUGUUGGCAUUUUACCUGGGCUCCGACAGACUACGGGCAUAUCUCGCAAGUGAGGGAAAGUGUGUACUAGCGCCAACGUCGGAUGAUGAGCGCAUCGCGUGGACACCCGAAUCAUCGCUGUUUACGGCACUGCUGGUUGUCUUUGAGCGCGACGAGCCGUUACGCAUCCAAGUGUUUAAUCUGCUGAGGGAGAUCUUCCGCGUGCCGCAGGGGCAGGACGACAAAUUUUUGAGCGUCUUGUACCCGAAUUAUAUGCGCUGGUUGCUCCAGCCACUGAAGAGUAAUUUGUCUGUCGAAAACGAGUCCGCCAUGUUCAAUUUGCAUGACAGCAUCAUGGAGCUGCUCACGUUCUGCACGGAGAACCACGGUUACCGCGUGAAGUAUCUGUUCGGACGGCAACCGGUUGCAUCGUAUGCUGAGAAAAUGCUUCGUUCGAAGAACAAGCUCUUCGUUAUUCACGCUGUCAAGUUUGUCCGAGCUUGCGCAGUCCGAUCAGAAGCUUUCUUUUCCCGAUUUCUGAUUCAGAACGAUCUGUUUACGCCAAUGCUAGCCAAUUUGGAGAUUGGAAAAGCAAAUACGGGAGCCGUCAGUUCCGCAAUCUUGGAAGUGUUGUCAUUUAUUGAGAAGGCAAAUCUGAUGUCAUUGGUCGAAUACGUUUACACAAAGUUUUAUGAGACCUACAAAGCAGAAUGCCCGUUAGUGUUUGAAGCCAUCCGUGUGCGCUGUGAUCGAAACUCAGGCUCAGCGGACGCGGCUUCCGAUUCUAGCGGGACCAGUACAAUUCGGUUUGUACGAGCAGGAAGUAUUGACGAUACGGAGGAGUUGUAUUGGGAAAAAGAUACGGAAACGGAAGGUCCUGCACUUGAGCUUAAAAGUGGGCUAUCGGAGGAGGAGGUGUGCUGUCAAAAUCGUCCGAGGUCAAUCAAGUUGGUGGACUACGACGACGAUGACGACGAUGGGACUAGUGUGGAGAAAGAUGUAAUAGGUGAUGGAGCACCCUCCCCAUCUGUAAGUGAUGCUGAUGCUGACAACGAUGACGAACGAGAACUCCUGCUUCCAGUACGCAAGAAGGAAGAAGAAGAUGUGGACACUCAAUCAUUUUUGGGGAAGAGCAAUGUGCUUGCUCUCAAGAAAGCUCAUCACAAAGCCUUUGGCAAAUCCCGAUCGCCGCAGUUGAAGACCGUGUUCCAGAAAAUAUCAUGGAAGCUCACAGCACCCAACAGCAGCAGUGAGAAUGGAUGCAGCCCGUUGACGAAAGCAACGACCGAGAAGAGCGAUCGCAACAACGACGACAGCAAUGACGCAAAAUGCGAUAGUAGUGGUAUGAAUGUAGGAAGCAACGCCGUUGCCUGUGGCGAUGGCGCAAGUGGCAAGUCAGCAGCGUUAAAGCGGAAGCUGGUUCUGGAGGAAGCGGCAAACUCAGAGUCGCUGCUCAAGAAAGCCAAGGCAUGUACUCCGAUCAGCUCUAGUUAG